AUGUCGGGCAAGCAUACUGGUACGUAUGUCAACACAGAUAGCAAACACGAAGGCGCCAACAUGACGUUCAGAUCUACGUUCCUUCCCCGUCUCUCACUGUCCCGUUCCGAAAGCCCCGGCAUCCCUUUCCACAACCCAAUAAGCCCCACCAUCCGCAAGAAGCCGAGCGAGUACGAUAUGGAUGACCUGUCACCACGACCUGAUGACAGCUUGUUACCCUCCGAGGGCUCCCGACAUCGCAGACAAAUCUCGCCAUCGAUCGACCAUAGCACGAGCGAUCGGGCUAGUAGUGUUGGUUCGGCUUCCAAAUCCAAGCCCAACGCCCCGGUUCUCUUCCACGGUCCUCCUCCCCCCGUCGCCACGUCCCGGAUACUCUAUAGGGAUGAGGAAGAGCCACAGUCAUACCGCCCGUUUGACACAGCGGCAUCUAUUGCUCGGAAUGUUGGCAGCGUACUAUUCGACCGCCAGGACGGCUCCUCAGCCCACACAAGAGGGCGUGAUGCGGUAAAAUACAACGAGUAUGAGCCGGAUGCAGUGUGGCGCAACCUUCACCACCGGGAACGCCAGCUUCAGAAGGAGCUCCAGAAUAUCCUGGAUGUCCAGUCAGCGUGCCUAUCAGCCCAAGUUGGGAGAGCAGGGUCUACAGGAAGCCCUCAGGCCAGUGAUGCAAGCACCACCCCUACAAGCACAUUACACGCUAGCACCACUUCCAUGUCUACAGCACGCCAGGUAAGCUUUGCUCAGACUACAACAACACACACGGGACAAGUGAUACCGGUGAGACAACCCAAGAAGAAGCGUCCGUCUAUACGCGAAGCUCGCACAGGACUUGCUAGGCACAUGACACUCCUGGCAGAUCUAAAAGCAGAGGAGGACGCCAAUCUGACUGCCGCUCUGUCAACGAGGAAGCGUGCUCUUGCCCAGCUGCGGAAGCUAUGCCGGCAACGGAAGGAGAUCACCGGCGAGUUGGAGAAGAUCGAACAAGAUGAAGAGGAGCCUCUUGCACAGGAGAUCAGGGAGCUGACAGAAGAACGGAGUAAUGUGGUAAGUGAGAUAAAAGAGUUGGAAGAGAGGCUGGUUGGGUUGCGGAACAGAAAAAGGUACCUGGAUGCCAAGGUGGCCGAUGUGGAGAGCAAGAGGGACGCAGGUCUGAGUGGCUAUCGUGGGGCUCUGAAGGAUGUGGAUGGGAACCUGGGCGGGAUCCUGACGAGACCCAGUGUCAAACCACUGGACUUGGAGGGUGUGAUUGGGCCUGGUCAACCAGUGGAUAGGGGAUCGCAUUUAUCAGGAUUGGAGUUUCUGAGGCUAAGACCGGAGAGGAGGACGCCUGAGAUGGCCAAGGAGUGGUGGGAGGGCGAGGUUGCAUUGCUCACGGCGAGGAAAGCUGAUGUUGAUAGGGAACGGUUAGCCUUGGAAGAGGGUGUGGAAGUGUGGAGGGAGACGUUGCAAUUGGUGGACAAGUUUGAGUUGAGCGUGGCAGCGGUAAUGAAACACUGGGCAGGCAAACACGAUAACGACGAGGCGAAUCGGGAGUGGGUCAAGGCCAUGUCGGACGUGCUUGGUGACAUGAAGGGUGUCAUAGCUGAUAUGGAGGGGAAGCUCCGGUUGGUGGAGGAGAAUGGGUGGAAUCUCUUGAUCUGUGCCAUUGGCGCCGAGGUGGAGGCACUCGAGCUCGCAAAAGGACUCUUGGUGAAGGGAUUACGAGCCGGCGGCUUGGAAGUACAGGACGGUUCGGACGACGAGAGGGAUGUGGACGGAGAGGGGGGCUCGACACCGCAUCUGGGGAGGUCAAUCUCUGGUAGCUCAGGGUUACAACGCUCCGCCAUCCGCUUCAAGUCGUCGUCGUCAUCAUCAUCUGAAUCAGCCGAGGGAAAGAACCUCGUUGGCGUGCACGGUGUCGAGGAUGGGCACAGAACUGAGGAGAGUGACAAUGAGGUGCCUCCUGACUUGCUGGUGUCUUCGUCGACUGCUGGCGCCAGGGACGGAUUGGAUCGUACGUGCAGCAGAGAGAGUACUUUGAGCGAGAAUGAGGUCCCCCCCGAGUUCUUGGCGGAGCAUGUAUGAUCAGCAUGGUGCCGAAGCACUUCUGUACGAAUGAGGCCAGGGAGCAUUGGAUUCACACAUUGCAUGUUGAACUGUUGGGCGUGUAUCACGGUUAUGGAUGAACGCAGCGUGGCUUGACAACUGUUUGGUCUUUUUGCUUUUUCUACUUCGUGAAGUGUUGGAUGCAUCGUUUGUUGCUAGAUCAUGAUCUGGAAGGGUAGCUCCUAUCAGGGUUCUCUUUCGCUCAUAUCAGUCUGCUCAACGGCUCUCAAGUUAUGCUGCAUUGGACGACAUCCAGACCUCAGUGACGUUGCGGAUGCAAUCUGUUUUCAUGCUGCACCACUUCAUCAAUCCAUGAGAAGGAUCGAAGCGAGUUCAGCUCCUCGCUGAUGAGUCCAAGGGAGAUCAACUAUUCGCUUGGCUGUUGUAAUGGGACGCGUACGCAUGGCAACACAUCUGAGAUCCAACUAGCAGAGCAAGUAGACGCAAGAUGAGGCACAACGACACGAACAGCUUUGUUUCACUUGUUUUGAUGAGACAUUUGAGCGGCGACGACGGCUUCAUAACGGCCGUGCAACUGUGGCGGCGGCUAUGGCGCACAUAUAGUAGGGGCGGACCCGGAGUCAGCGAAAAAUCACUCCGUCUCCGACUUCACCUCCCCAACUCCCAUCGGCCUCAACACUCCAACAUGAAGUUUAUCUUCGUCUGCGACAGCGGUGAAUUCGACCAUGAUUGCGACUCUGGAGACGCAAUCAAGUGGGCGAUGAGACGGGUAUAACCUGUUUGAUUUUGUCAGAUAAUUCACACGGACAUCACGGAUGUCUGGCGUCAUCACUAGUCGUGCUGUCUGUACACUCGUCAACUACGAUUUGGUCCGUCUCCGACAUCUCACACGACAAAUCUUGGAAUGCAGACUUUGGCUUCAUUCUCGUAGAAGUUCGCGAUGACGCAGGACGGUGGAAAGGGCGGCGGAGAGAAUCAUUCAUGUCUGAAUCCCCCAAGCUCAACACGGACAUCGCGGAUGUCUUUAUGCAUCUUUGUUGGGGAGGGAACCGGCGAGGGCGGCACGUCAAACCUUUGAUGGAGGCUACUACUAUAUGCCUUGAUGCUCAUACAGUGAGUGAGACCAUGAGGCAUAGCAACAUACCUGAUCGUGUGUUUUCAUCACGAGGUAUACAGAUGGCUUGUCGUCGAUGGAGUCUACUGUCUUGGCUUCGCCAAUGGCGUACUGCAAAACAAUGGAUGUUUGUGAAAGGUGAAAGGCAAGCCACAAGAAUGUUCGCCUAUCUCGGCCAUGUACAUCAAGAGAUGUUACCUUGUCAUUGCGACCUACAUUACGGAUAUUGUGGCUUCCCAAAGUGGUCACAUCAGGCUUGAUAUUACUCCUCGCUGUCGCUUGAGAUGACGGAGAGCGCUCUCUGUAGUCUCACUUUUGGAGACUUGCUCCCAGCGGUCAUCGGCGGUGAUGGCAGCGGCUCGAGCGGCAAAGCAAAGCCAAAGUGAGGCUGUCAUGAACAAACGCCCGUCUCAACCAAAGAUGUCACAACCGGCUACUCCGCUCUUUUUAUGGGGGUGUGUCUGUAUGGGGUCCUACAGCGGGCAGGCAUGACGUUGUGUAGAGCGGGAAGGUGGAGGGAUCUCCGCCUCCCGCACCUGUUCCUGAAUCUCUCACCAGGCCGUUGGAAAGACCGGUUGCGCGCCGUAUGAAGACAUGACGAUGUCGAUGUACAUGGCUGUGACAUGACAUGUCGGCCUGCCCGAAUUCUUGGUUCCAUGCUCGAGAACUUGGUUCAAACGACGCUCUGAAUAGAUGACAUGACGUCGUCAUCAAGCUUCGCCCUCAUUUUGAUUUCAGCAACCAUAGCCCCCUUGCGAUUCAGCACAAACGGGCGUGUUGUGAAGCAGGUCACACCUGACCAAAGAUUGCAACCCUAUAUACGCCCGACUUACGACCAAGGAGACAUCGCAAGAAGCACGCGGCAUGAUAUCCCGCAUGCUCUCGUCCAACCAGGCCCCGCUGCCGCUCAUGCAUCAAACGUACGCGUGGCCGGCCUCACCUGAUCUUGGUCUGGGGAUUGGUCAAUGGGCCAGUGGCAGCGAGAAAGGACCGAGAUAUUGGUCCGGAACUUGCCGUCUGGGAUAGGUUUGCUGGAUGGUUGAGGUAUGUAUGUACAGUACCUUGAUCUAAACGCCACCCCGGGUGACCAUGUUGUGCAUCCGCAUUCAUCACAAUCGAUCCACUCUUCUUCACCACCACCACCACCACCACCACCAAACCGAUCUUGGUCAUCACUGUGGGUUGAGUGUGCGGUCCGGGGUAGGUAUGUAUCAUCGUGCCAGUACACCACGAUUCUGAGUGGAUGGUAGUAUACAACCUCUGACAAACAUGUCAUACUGCAGGACACAGUAGCUGCUACUACACAGGGAAAAAAGCAGGAGGGAGAACAGAGUGUGAGGCUCGUGACUGCAAGAAAUACUAAAUUGUUGCAUUGGUCUCUAAAAUCUCACUCACGUCUUCCGAAGCGUUCAACUGUCACCCCCGUUAGCGGGUGCAACCAAAGUCCGAACAGGCCAGCCCCUAGCCAAGCACCUAGCAGAGUACCUUGCCUUUUUGCUGUCAAUCGUCAAAAGGCAAAAUCUCGGUGAUCCUUCCGAACUCACCGCAUAUCCUUUUCCACUCACCGUUGUUGAUCAUCGGCAACACAAGGACUCGUCUUGGGAAAAGCUUCAUCAUCACCAUUGAGUGGCUCAUGCAAAUGCAGGAGCGGCAGUUGGAAAUAUGAUGUCCAGAUCUUGAUUUGUUGCUCUUUUUGAUACUGAGUCGGGAUGAGGGGGGAGGUGAUGCCCCACAAUACCUACCCUGCCUCAACUGAGCCGCCGAGUACAUAUGCAUAAGUACCUGGCUGCUGUGGGCCCGUCGGGAUCUUUUUGUUCUCCGGGUCCUUUUCGAAAAUGUUGUACACCCGAGUUUUUUUGUUUCUCAAGGUUAAUAGUUUUUUUUUGGGGGGGGGGGGACUAAUAACCAAAUGUUCCACUUUGUCCGUGCGGGCUGUUGGUGCUGGGUUGUAUUUUGUUCUUGUUAGUUGGUUGAUUGGUAAAAUGCGUGUUGUUGGUGUUCUGGCCCCCACACACACUUGAUGGACGGGCUUGAUCUAUUAGGUACAGUACACCUUUCUCGAAUGCGUUGACAUGACAAGAGAUAUCGACCGACUACCUAGCAACUAUCACCAAAAACCGGCUGCCAAUGAAUGAGAUAUGUACCUUGACCAAGAGUGUCGGAACCAUCAAGAUACUGCCUGCUCGUACUUAGCCGAGGUUUUGCCCUCGCAUGUCUGAAAUCCGAACCCGAGUCGAUAUCAGGAAUAGUGCAGCCUUUUUACUCUGGGAUAACAUGUCUGGGUUUAGGGGAAUCUCGCAUUUAAUCGAAAAACAGGAACGAUGCUGAAUGAGGGUUGUUGAACACUGAC
Podospora pseudocomata is the source of this 5510-nucleotide messenger RNA. RefSeq lists its product as uncharacterized. The coding region runs from base 1 to 2064 and encodes 687 amino acids. The record is from RefSeq and is a predicted model, not a curated record. The transcript is spliced from 4 exons. NCBI's taxonomy places the organism in Eukaryota, Fungi, Ascomycota, Sordariomycetes, Sordariales, Podosporaceae.